AUGGCCUUCUUUGGCCUUGAUUCAAAUAUGCCUCAUGGCAGUCACAACAAAUCAAGUACGGGGUUCCCUCAAGAUUCAGAUAUAGACCAAGAUCCCUCACAUUAUAACGAUGAGGAUGAUUUUAAUGCUUAUGAGGAUACGUAUGACGGACUCGGAGAACAACUUGACGAGACAGGUGAUGACUUUAAUGAUGACACAUUUGGUAUCGGAGGCAGUAAUGCCGUUGCUUCCAAAGCUGAGGGAAAAGAAUACGACUUUUUUGGUCGUACCGCAACCAUUUCGAAUGCCAUCAGUGAAGGCCAGGCAAAGUAUGCUAAACAGAUACCAAACACAAAUAAUAAUCUCUCAUCUACAAACAACUGCACACAACUGCUAUCAGAAAGUCUUGGCAACAAGUAUGAUCGUUACAAAGAUCCUGAUCAUAUACCGGACAUGCUCGUGGACGCUAGUAUUUGGGGACCAAAAUUUUCGACUCCCGCUCCAGCUUCAGUAAUAGAUAAUUAUUCUACGCUUAAGCCUGGCCCUGAUAAAAGAAGGAUGAUGAGUGUUGAGGAAUUAGAGUCCUCGAUGUUGGGUCAAUCCAAGACGCUGGGACAGCAACCAGUCCAAAGUUAUCAAAACCAUCAUGAGCCUCAAACAAUUCAGCCUGAGAUAACACAAAGAGAACAAGAGUAUGGAUUUUAUCAACACCCAAAAAUAGCCCCUCAGACACCCAGAGCUCAAUAUCCCCAGAAGCAAACGCGACCGUCUCAGGAGAAUCAGUUUCAACACAACAUGCGAAGACUCCAUGAGCCGAAGGAUCACGUUACAAGUAAUACAAAAUCACCAAUUUCUCAUGCAGGGCAAAACCAAAGAUAUUAUCCAACAGAACAGCAGCGGACUUCAAGUUCUCGGCGCUCGUCAAAUCAUUCUUUUCCAUCAGGCCCUCAACACGUUAUUCAGCCGCGGCAUACAUUGGAUUUAACAGAAGAAGAGAGAGCUAAUAUACUGGUUGAAGAUGCCAAACGUGAAAAGAGAAACUAUAAAAUAUUCCUUCUCUCCAAAGAUAAUGGCCUGAUGACACCACAAGACAAGAACUACAUCACAAGGAUCCAGUUACAGCAACUUGUUGCAACCACUGGAAAUCCAAACGAACAUGGAAAUAUCUCUAUUCUACAGGAAGACUUUUAUUAUCAAGUUCAUAAUCAGAUUCGGGGGGGGGCCCGCAACUCUAUAGGUAAUGCUGACUCGCCCAAGACAGGGGCAAGUUACGGAAGCUCCAGGAGACAACCUCGCGGGAGUAUUAGCCAUAUGCAGCAAAUGGAACAGCAAGUCCAAAGGGCCGUCGAAGCAGCAAAGAAUAAGCCCAAGAACAAGCAGCUAGUCAUAGAAGGAAGUUUAGGCAAAAUCUCCUUCAGUAACGCUAAAACACCGAAAACACUUCUCAACAUCAGGCUUCCUGAAAGCUUGUCCGAUGUGAAGGCUGCUAGUGCCGCCAGAGAUCGUAAGGUAGCACAAUCUAGUGUGAGUGGUAGUGAUCGAAAAACAGUUUUAACUGACAUCGAGAAUGUUUAUAAUACUUUGAUGCAAAUGGAGGAUCUUGAUCGACAAAUACCACCUCCAAUAAGUGAGAACGAUGUCAGCUCUCAGCUGGUUAACAGUCAUAUCACCUGGCGAGAAAAGGCUCACAAAUUGAAUCAAAAACUAUGGCAUCAACUCAAAGUUCAUGAGCCUAUUGGUGCCACAACAACCCAUCCAUUCAUUGCCAUUCUUUCAUUCGGCAAGGGAAUGAAGGCUAUGCCAAGAGUAUUUCGGCACAUCUCACAUGAACAACGUACCACAAUUCUCACAAUAAUAAUUGUUCACCUUGACCAGCUUGUUGUGGUAAGGCAAGGAAUAUUGCAAGCUGGUGAAAUUGAGCUCAAUAAUAGCGUUCGAGAAAGCAUAGAAAUAUUUUCACUUUCAGUGAUGCCACCACUUUUCAGUUAUUUGAAUGAGACCGGAUUAGAUAUCGUAUCAGGAAUCAUGGGCUUGUUACUCAAUCUCAACAUAGAUCUUAUAGCCCGAACAAGGAUAGGUCUCAGCAUGCUAACUAUGAUUCUAAGUCGUGCUGAGCUCAUCAAACAAUCUGGAACAGUUUCUGAACAGCACGAAUGGGAACAAUGGCUUUCUAUCUACAAUAGAUUUUUUGAUACGCUUGAACCGACAAUACCAAAUAUUUUCCCAGGUACAGUCAGCACUGGAGAAGAUAUUUUUGUUUGGCAAUUCCUCGCCGCAGUUGGCAUAGGAGCUAGUGCAGAGCAACAGCAGCGUCUAGUCAUAGCCGUCAAGGAUCGGGUUAUGGAAAUUGUCACAUUGGCUAAGACUCUUUCCCCUGCAGUAUCGAGCCAGCGGCUCGCAAAUGUCAAUCUUUUCAUGCGUUCCAUUGGAUUAGAUGUUCAAUUAUUGGCGUGA
Molecule: messenger RNA, 2433 nt
Organism: Blumeria graminis f. sp. triticale
Lineage: Eukaryota; Fungi; Ascomycota; Leotiomycetes; Helotiales; Erysiphaceae
Source: the annotation of a GenBank genome assembly